Drosophila eugracilis is the source of this 545-nucleotide messenger RNA. RefSeq lists its product as uncharacterized. NCBI's taxonomy places the organism in Eukaryota, Metazoa, Arthropoda, Insecta, Diptera, Drosophilidae. The record is from RefSeq and is a predicted model, not a curated record. The transcript is spliced from 3 exons. The coding region runs from base 128 to 481 and encodes 117 amino acids.
ACAAUACAAUUCGAAAUACAUAUAGCCCCUAUACACCCACGUAGAAUACUUCUCUUUAUCUGCCAAAAAGCACAAUUUUAAUUUGUACACAAUCGGUUUUAUGAACUGCUAAACAAAAAUUUUAACCAUGGCCGAUGAUGAAGAUAAACCAAAGAAACACACAUUGGACACCCUGUUUAUGGUGUACGCCAACUAUCAGGUUAUACCCACGGAUAUCGAGAACGAGGUAUUCGACAGUAUACUCCUUUCCCAACUAGAUGCCUGGCUUGAGCAGGCGAAGCUCAUGCCAAAUCCCAUUACUCGGACACAAACGGGUCUUAUCUAUAUGAGAUACAAAAAGUGGCGCUUGGAAUAUGAAGACUUUCUGGAGGUUCUUAACAAUUUAGCCUCUGAUAACGACCUACAAAUAGAUGAAAUGAAGCAAACAAUGGUCGAUGCUGGAAUCCCAAGCGGUGCCGAUAUCACCGUAGUCGUCAAAUAGAUGUCUUGUCGCAUCAAUGCAGUUUAUUUAUUUACAUAAAAAAAUAGACAUACAAGAAUUAAAA